Molecule: messenger RNA, 2130 nt
Organism: Babesia bigemina
Lineage: Eukaryota; Apicomplexa; Aconoidasida; Piroplasmida; Babesiidae
Exons: 1
Coding region: 1-2130 (709 amino acids)
Biological process (GO): glycolytic process
Cellular component (GO): cytoplasm
Molecular function (GO): pyruvate kinase activity; potassium ion binding; magnesium ion binding
Source: RefSeq, a predicted model, not a curated record
AUGGUAGGCAGGUACACCGUCAUAUGCGGUGUUGUCCUGGCGCUGAUAUGCGCGGUUGUGCCAUGGUUUGUUAGUGGCACUGGCAGAGCGUGGUACAACGUGCAGCACGGGCUGGCUUCCGGCGGCUUCGGUACUGCUCGAAGCGCUCGGUCCUCUCGGCACAACGCGCUGGCCUUCCUCCCCCGUUCGCCGAAGCAGCCGGAGAGGAAAUACGCAUACGAGAACACGUCGUACAAGCAGCGAAAUGUCCGCCGAAAUAUAUACGAGGUAGACGCCCCCGCGUCGAAGGAACACGCUAUCGCCUUUUUCUCGCAUGUGUUACAGGCCACGGCUAACCCGGCGUUCGCUCCCGUUGAGGCACCCGUAGGAAGCUUUCUGACCCUUACAAAGCAGGUGUCAACGCUCGGCCCAGCCACCAGCGAUGCGGCUUCGCUGAAAUCGCUCAUUGACGCAGGCACCGACAUCUUCAGACUGAACUUUGCCCACGGCACUCGCACUUCCAAGCUGAAGAAUGCCAGGAUCGUGAGGCAAUUGGAGCUUACAGACGCGCCUGACGGGGUAAAAUCGUCAGGCAGCUUUCUGUUUCGCGCCAGGGCCCUGUUAGGUGACAUUCAAGGGCCGAAGCUGCGCAUCGGCAGGUUCAUGCCCAAUGUGGACGCCAAGGGGGUCGGGCUCAAAAGCGCCGAAGCCGAGUUCGUCACUCUAAAAAAAGGCGACUUGUUCUCUUUCGACACCGCGGACGUCAAGGGCGGCCGAACCCGCGUUCAGUUUAACUUCCCCGACAUUCUCCGACAGCUGGAGGUGGGGAACGUUAUCUCGCUGGACGACGGCAACAUCUCCAUGCGCGUGGUAGACGUGAACAAACAAGAGCCUUCAGUGCAAACUGAGGUGCUGAAUGAUGGCGUGUUAUCGAGCCGGAAAGGUUUCGCGGUGCCGAACGUGGUUCUACCAGUUGACCUUUUCAGCGCCAAGGACGUCAAGGAUGCCGUGUUCUGCUAUACGGCUGGGCUCGACUUCCUCGGAGUUAGCUUCGUCCAGAGAAUGCAGGACAUACUGUACCUGAAAAACAUAUUGCUCGAUUUCGCGGAGAGUCCAUUUUUCCAGGCACUGCGCGAACGCAUGGACACGCUGGAUGCCAACACACUCAACACUGACGAGGAGGACCCGGAGCUAGAAGCGAUUCUGGAGCAAUACUACACGGAGCGGUUCCUGCCGAACAAGCAGUCCCUGUUGACCAAGGUGCCCAAGCAGGAGGACGCGGGUAUAGGCAUCAUUCCCAAGAUCGAGAAGCAGCCUGCGCUGGACGACAUCAACGGCAUUUUGGAGGUCUCAGAUGGUCUCAUGAUAGCCCGUGGUGACCUGGGUGUCGAAACUGAAAUCACCAACCUGCCCAUCAUCCAGAAGCGGCUGGUCCAACUUUGCCGCCUCGUAUAUCGCAAACCUGUUAUCGUCGCCACGCAGAUGCUGGAAAGUAUGCGCACCAACCCCAAGCCCACCCGCGCCGAAACUACGGAUUGCGCCAACGCCGUUUACGACGGUGCGGACGCAGUCAUGCUGUCUGCGGAGUCAGCAACAGGGCAGUACCCAGCGCACACGGUGGAGGUUCAGCGCAGGAUUCUGUACAACACGGAACGGGAUCCAUACUUCAGCACUUUACAGGUCACGAGGGAGAUGUUGCUGCACGACCAGAUGCUGACCAACCUGAAGGGCGUUCGUGCUAAGGAUGCGGAGAGCGCCGACUCGCUUCUACAGCUGGACCUGAAGUUCGCCAAGGAUUGGAACACUAGGCACGGCGAUGUCUUGGCAGCUUGCGAGCAAGUGUCAAACGCUAUUCUUACCGAAGGUGUGGAUGCGUUAUUCGUGCACGCCGAGGACCGUGGCGAGCUUGUGCAGUGGGUGGCCACCAAGCGCUACACCAUUCCUAUUAUUCUGUUAACCCGCAACGUGGAGCUUGCUCGUCGCCUGCAGCUGACGUGGAGUGUCAAGGCACACCUGUUGCCCAGCGGCGCCAACCCCUUCACGUUCGCUCAAGAGCUAUCACCCAGCUACGUCCAACCUAAGCGAAAAGUGCUAAUGGUUGAAACGCACGACAAUGCAGUUGACACUAGUAUUGUGUUCGAAGUUCAAUAA